Molecule: messenger RNA, 3996 nt
Organism: Apodemus sylvaticus (European woodmouse)
Lineage: Eukaryota; Metazoa; Chordata; Mammalia; Rodentia; Muridae
Gene: Zfp28
Product: ZFP28 zinc finger protein
Exons: 7
Coding region: 83-2563 (826 amino acids)
Biological process (GO): regulation of transcription by RNA polymerase II
Molecular function (GO): DNA-binding transcription factor activity; RNA polymerase II cis-regulatory region sequence-specific DNA binding
Source: RefSeq, a predicted model, not a curated record
UGCCGGGGGUGUGUCCCUGAGUGUUGAAGGCCUUGAAGGGUGUCUGCAGCCUAGCGAGGAGAGCGUGCGCCCCUCGCGUGAUAUGCGGGGGGUGGUGAGUGUGGGGUCACGCGAACCCCGGGCCCUCCUGGGGCGUGGCGCCCCCUGCACAAAGGCCAGGCCUGAUGGAGUUCCGGCGGCGAUGACGACAGCGGCUCCUGGGCGCCCCGCCCGGGGAAGGGCACGCGCCGGGCAUGGCCUGGCCUCCCGGGGCUGGCAAGGGGCAGUGACCUCGGGGCCUGCGCACAAAGCUCUGCUUUCCAGAGAUACCAACUUCCUCCAGGAGAUAAACUGCAAACAGGAAGCUGCCCCUGCCGGGACUAAACUUAAAGCCAAGUCUCAGGGCUUGGUGACAUUUGGGGAUGUGGCUGUGGUUUUCUCCCAGGAGGAGUGGGAGUGGCUCAGCUCUGAGCAGAGGAGUCUGUACUGGAGGGUGACGCUGGACAACUACAGGAGCCUGGCGUCCCUGGGACUUUGUGCUUCUAAGCCAGAUUUGAUUGCCUUGUUGGAACAAGGGAAGGAUCCCUGGGUGAUGAAAAGAAAGCUGAGAAGAGACCAGCGCCCGGACGUGGAGGCCGCGCAGGAGACCAAGGAGUUCCCUCUAAAGGACCGUAGUGAAGAAGCAUUGUCCCUUGCGGUGCCGAGCAAACAGCCCCUGCACCAUAGCCCUAAGUGCCCCGUGUCUCAGGCAGCCUGGGAUGCUGAUGCUGUGUUGAGGGCACGCAGGGGCUUGACGACCAGCUCAGAUAUGGCUAGAGACUGUCCUCCACGGAUUGUGUCGGCUCAGAAGAGUUUCUGUGAGAAUGUGACAUGGGAGAACUGUGAUGACCUGGGCUCCUUAGGCCAGCAGUCCGUACAGGAAGCCCAGGAUCUGCUUCCAAGGCCGGACUCGCAUGCUGAGCUGGUAGCAGGCAGAGCUUGGAGCACUAAACUGGAGUGCUCCCCUCUCAGAGAUCAGGAUCCUGAGUGUGUGUUUGAGAGGAAGGGGCAGGACUCACCAUUUGAGGAAGAGACAGCUAUUCAUAACAGAGCCUUCUCAGAGGGGAGAGAGGGUGUAUGUAUCAAAUCUGGAAGAUGGUUCCAUUUGGACAGUUCAGAAGAGAGAAGUCAUAAUUGUAACUCAGGUAAAAGUUUCCCCCCAAAUCCAAUAGCUGUAAAAGAAACCGGAAUCUAUUCAGGAAAAAAACUUUUCAAAUGUAAUGAAUGUAAGAAAACUUUCACCCAGAGCUCAUCCCUUACUGUUCACCAGAGAAUUCAUACUGGAGAGAAGCCCUAUAAAUGCAGUGAGUGUGGGAAGGCCUUCAGUGACGGUUCCUCCUUCGCACGACACCAGAGGUGCCACACAGGCCAGAGGCCCUAUGCCUGCCUGGAGUGUGGCCGGGCUUUCAUACAGAACACCUCGCUCGUCCGCCACUGGAGGUGCUAUCACACUGCGGAGAGACCCUUUGAUUGCCCCGACUGUGGGAAGGCCUUCAGUGACCACAUAGGGCUUAACCAGCACAGGAGGAUUCACACCGGAGAGAAGCCGUACGCGUGUGACGUGUGCCACAAAGCCUUUAGGUAUGGUUCCUCCCUCAGUGUGCACCAAAGGAUUCACACCGGAGAGAAGCCGUAUGCGUGUGAGAUUUGCAGAAAAGCCUUCAGCCACCAUGCGUCCCUCACUCAGCAUCAGCGCGUGCAUUCCGGAGAAAAGCCUUUUAAAUGUAAGGAGUGUGGGAAAGCGUUUCGGCAGAACAUACACCUUGCCAGUCACUUGCGGACCCACACCGGGGAGAAGCCUUUCGAGUGUGGGGAGUGUGGGAAGUCCUUCAGCAUCAGCUCACAGCUUGCCACGCAUCAGAGAAUUCACACCGGAGAGAAGCCGUAUGCGUGCAAGGUGUGUGAGAAAGCCUUCACUCAGAAGGCGCACCUCGCACAGCACCAGAAGACGCACACCGGGGAGAAGCCGCACCAGUGUCCGCAGUGUGGCAAGACCUUCAGCCAGACCACUCACCUCACUCAGCACCAGAGGGUGCACACCGGGGAGAGGCCCUACAAAUGCCGGGAGUGCGGGAAGGCCUUCGGGGACAACUCCUCCUGUGCUCAGCACCAGAGACUGCACAGCGGCCAGAGGCCGUACGAGUGCGCUGAGUGUGGGAAGGCGUUCAAGACCAAGUCGUCCCUUAUCUGUCAUCGUCGAUGUCACACGGGAGAGAAACCUUAUGAGUGCAGUGCAUGUGGCAAAGCCUUUAGCCACCGUCAGUCCCUUAGUGUACACCAGAGAAUUCAUUCUGGGAAGAAGCCGUACGAAUGUCAGGAAUGUAGGAAGACCUUCAUCCAGAUCGGACACCUUAACCAACAUAAGAGAGUCCAUGGCGGAGAGAGAGCGGACAGCCACAGGAAGGACGGGGAGGCCCUCAGGCAGACGGCAAACCUGGCUCACCCUCAGAGGAUGCAGUCCGCAGAGUUACCUGCUCGCCCUUCUUUGCCUGUGGAUGUCUUCUCCAAAUUCGUCUGGAAUCCAUCCUCACUGUCGUCAUCAUAAUCUCGAAACUUUGAUAUUUCCACCACACUUGUUUACCAACUGGUGUCUCUGCCCUUCUGUUCGUUCUUGUCCCUUAUAAGUCCUUCAUGUUACAACCAGGUUGGAUUAUUUUUGGAGUGUAAAUAUAAUUAAUUUGCUCAUAUAAAGUUUCUAUUCACUGGUGAGUGCCUAAGAUGUGCGUAGCACAGUGCCUGAUUCAUACCAAGAACUCAGCAAACUUGGGUCUUUUAAAAGUUUAUUUUUGAAAAUUGAAAAUUUAUUCUAAUUAGCUCUGAUGGAAACAAUGCAUUAGAACGAGGCUAGGAACAACCAGAGUUUAGAAUAGAAAGGGAGUUCUCUGAGUUGGUGAUAAGGCUUGCUUUCUUUUCUUGAAAACUUUGUUCUAAGCCAGGGGUAUGGUGGGCUCAACUGCAAUCCUAGAGUUCACGAAUUCAAGGCCAGCCCUGGGCAACUUAGUGAGACCCUCUCUCAAAACAAAACCGGCUGACCCUAUAGUGCUGAGUUGUACCGUGACUUUGGAUGGGAACUACAUGGUGGGAACUCUUAGUGAGGAAUUUCUCCUGUACAUGUGGCAGUAGCCUCAAAGGACAGACAGCAUCAGUGUAUGUGGUCCACUUGGAACCAGUGAAUCAAAAUAAUUGGGAAAAUGCAAGGUUUUAUAUACAGGAAGUUAAAACUACCAACAAACAAAGAAAAUUGAAGGAUUUGCUCUUUAUAAAGUCACUGGUUUAUAAAUGCAUUCUUGCUAAACUUCCAAAGAAGUCUGGGAUAAACUGAUAUACAGUAGAGGGCAGCAAACCAAUUUACAGUCAGAGUCUCACGGAUUCUUUUUGUAGGGCCCAUAAUUUAAAUUUAUGAAAAUACGUUUAUCUGGUUUUAAAUUGGACAAAUAUUUUCAAUAUGAUAAUUAUGUGAAGUUUACACUUCAGUGUCCGAAGGUGGAGUAUUGGUGUGAAGGCACUUGUUCACUUACAUACGAUUUGUGGUGCUUCUGGCUGCAAAGGGAACAUCGUCCUGUGAGGAAGACCAUUUGGCUCAGCGAGGAAAGAAAGGCCGUCCCUGAAUCUCUAUAGAGAAUGCCUGCUGAACUGUGAAAAAAACAGUUGUCCUGUUUUUGUAAAUAGAGUUUUAUUGAGCCACACCCAUUCACUGGUUUACCAUGGUCUUUGGCUGUUUGUUUACAGCGGCAAAAGUGGGUAGGUGCCCUGGAGACUCUCUGGCUUUACAGAGACACAAAUGCUUAGAGCUGAAGAGUAGAGGAGAAUGUACAAAAGUUUCUAACCCCAAGACAAUAAUAAGCCCUGACCAAAAAACAAACCAAACAAGCCAAAACCAGCAAAACAACACCCCCCCCAAGAAUAUUAGACCAAUACUAGGCUCAGCAGGUAAAGGUGUCUCUUGCCAGUCUUGAUGACCUGAAUUUGAUCCUUGCA